GGCACAGCCUAGGGCAGCAACAGCAGCAGCGUCCUACAUCGAAGCCACUGCACGCUCGGCGUCUCACCAAGAAACGAAGAGACAAGCGGUCCCUGUCAUUUACCGCUGUCGAGGGGAUCAAACAGGAAAAAACAAACAAACUGCUUCUGCUGAACCACACCAGCGUCACCAGUGCUGAUGGGGAUAGCGGCUCGUUGUUUGCUUCCUUGUCGUCUGUCUGUCUUUUGGCCUGUCGAAAAUAAAAGGGAAGAGAACGCCGCCAAGAGAACAAGGGGAAUCGAGGGUCUUCCAGCCCUCGCCACCUUCGCGGGCAUCACACCCCCUUCCGCCACAGCGGCGGUGGGUCGAGGCCCCUCCAUUGCCACCACCACGUCAAACAGAAACAGCAGCAACACCAACCACUUUCAGCACAGGGGGGCAAGCUCUCGCGGUCAGCAGCUGUGUAACCAGAGUAGAAUUGACGGAGAGAGCUAGUGCUGGUCACUAGGUGCAAAGGGAAGGGACCAACUCGACCAAACAACGGGGCAAACACAACAGAGCUUGCGAGCUAAUCACUGCCCCGAUCUAUUUUGUUCCGUGUAAUUGUUUUCGUAGUAAAACCUACUAUUACAACUACUGCUACGAUAGGUACUAGCAGGAAUCCACCAGGAAUUUGGCCGCUAAGCUGAAGGCUAUAACUGAGGCGUAUUUUGGAAUCGAAUCAUGCUGCGCUGCGGCACGCCAGAACGAAACUCGCGGGCUCUCCCUCUACUGGUUUUGCUUACGUUUCGGUUUGCUAUUUCAGCGAUUAUAUCAUCAACGAUGUUGCAAUAAUACCAUCAAAACUCUGAGGAUACUGCUGCGAUGGAAUCGUCAGUUUCGUAUUUGUCGCCUGCGGCCACUCCACGACCUCCGUCGUUGUCGUCAUGGAGCGUCAUCUACUUCGCCGGCCGUAGUAAGAAGCUAAUUGCGACUAAUUGAUUCGUUCUAAUUGCGCUAUGUUGAAACUUCCGAUUUGCCACCUAUUGAAAUUGUUCUGUGUGCUGUGCUCAUAUUGCUGAUUUUUGGGCUCAUUUUUACCGUUGUUGCCGCGAGAGUGCUUUUCGGUGUGCUACGAUUUCGAUUUUUCACAUAAGACGAGCACCUUGUCGUACUACUGAUAAUGGCUACAGUAUGAAAGUGAAGUAGUUUUCCCGUCUUGAGGAGACCAUAAGUCGACGUCGGAAAGAAAAAAUGGCCGAGCGACAAAAAAUACGGUAUUUGUAUCAUUAUAAAGUGCGAUAAGAACGAAUCGUAAUCAAAUAUACUCCCUCCGAAAAGUUUAUCGCUUGCGGAAGAGCGGCAUGCAACCGGUGCAAUAAUGUACGUUCUUUCUUCAGAAAAUGGCCUUUGGGUUCAACCGGGAACAACGCAGGUCAAAUGAAAACGGAACUAGUCAUUGUUACUUAGUCAUCAUGUCAGUAUCCAAUCAAAUGAUCUGCAAGUGUUUUCUCAUUAUUCAACACUAGCAUCAACAAGAUUUGUCUGUUUAUGCAGGAUUGUGUUCUCCUUCCUACCCUGCACCCACAGCAGUGCCUUUUGGUGCUUCUUUCAGUUGUGCCUCGACCCAUUUCGUCGCCGCUGAUGUAUGUUGCUGUGGGUGCGUCGUGAGUCAAAAGAAGUCGGUAGAAAACGCUAAUACUAGUGCUGAUGACUGGGUGUCUGUAUGUGUAUGCCUGUGAGUGCGUGUGCAUGUGUAUGUUUGUGUGCGCGCGCGGAGUCUAGGAAGUCCAGCGAGCAGAAUUAGUGAGUCAGUCAUAGCAAAAUGCUGUUCUGGGUUUGGCCGAUGUGUGGUGCGUGAGGUGCUCCUGAGUCAGCGUUCACGAUCACCCAGGGCAUUCGCCUAAUCGGAGUCUGUCAUCCUGUCGUAGAUCGGGAGCAGCCGAGCGAAAAAAAGAGAAAAAAACAGCCUGCCAAAAAAGAAGAGAGGACGCGACCAAGAACUAAGUUGCCCUUUUGCCACGGACAGCGCUAAUUGUUACUCCACUACGUUACCGCAUGCACUGACACAAGAGAAGGUUUGUUGCUGUGUUGUACGACAGCACGAAAAAAAACCAUCCGAGAGGGACGAAUUCCUGACUUAGCCCACGGGGCGGCCCGAGGGGCUUUCGGGCCAGAUGUUGCAAUCGAAAUUGCUUCUGUUGCUCCCUCUUCAAGGCUUGGCCACCACUUGACGCCGCUAACGGAGGUCUUGCGACCGUUUGCAGGCAGCCUUCCGGAUUUUUUCACAACUUUGUGCGGCAGCAAACGUUCGAUGAUACGACGGAUAAGAAUUCGCCCACAAGCGGAUUGAAGCUCCUGUAAAAAAUAGAAACGAUUGGAAACGCAAUGAAAUCGGGAGAUCUUAGCCCCCCGUUUUUACAUGGUGCUAAUCAAAUUCACGUGCUGAAGAUGAUGUAGAAACGAAGAACGCUAUUCGAUUUAUGCUAAUAGUGCAUAAAAUGUCACAAGUUUUGCUAUUGCCUGUAUCUACUGUGCCACAAAAGAAGUGGAUGGGGGGGAAAGGCGCAGCUUGGCCGAACUUCCGCUUGUGUUGUAAAGAUAUUGACAGCAAUAAUCUUUGGAAAAGCGAAAAUCAGCUUAGCCUGUUCAAGGCAUACCGAUGUCGAAUAAAGUUUGACCACUUUUACCAAGCCUGGUCCUUCCUGACGCGUUUCUAGUCGUCUUAAUCUAGGUCUCUCUGCGUGCGUGUGUGUGUGUGUGUGUGUGUGUAUUUGAAGCGUGAUUAGACCUGGUCUUGGCGUCCCGUCUAAUCUACGAAUAAGCGGGCUGCUUUUCUUCUGUUGCUCGCUACUGAGUCUUAGGCAAAGUUCCUGCUGUGGGCGUGACUAAGAGUGUCCGUAAUGGGUAAUGAGAACGACAAUCGGACGAAUCUCCGGGCGAUGGCGAAGACGAAAACGCCGCCUCCGCCAGCUGUAGUCAUCACACUGGAUACCGAUCCUUUCCAAGUCGACGUGACCACGUCGAAUUCGCAUCACCCACACGUGAAUCAGAACCACAGUCAGAGCAAUCAUCAUAUCCACCAGAACACACAGAAGUCACUUAGCACACACCGAGACUCGCUGCGUGUCGACUCAGCGGACUCUGCGGUCGUGAAGACAAAUGGUGGGGUUGGAAGCAGUACCGCGACGACGGGGGUCAGAGAGACGGGAGGAUCUCUUUGCAACGCGCGUUCCAGAGAGAACUCAAUCGGAUUUGAGGCCUCCGCUGCCGGGAGCAGCAUCGAUCUUAACGCAUUUGUGGGUGAACAACUAGCACAAGAAAUUGCCGUGAGUCGCAAAUGUUGUACGGAGAAUUCGAGAAAAGUGGCUGCCGGAGUCCUCAUGACGGUACUAAUUGCGCUCAGUUGGGUCGGAGCCGCACACUGUCUAAAGGGCACAUACAAUCGACCGCGAAAUCGGACGCGCCUCUUAGAUGAUACAGGGCUGGUUUCGGGCCAGACUACGUUAGAGCUCGGGUCGUCUAGCAACCAAAGUGACGAAAUAACACAAGGCAACGAUGUAGCGGACGGCCUGCCAUUUGACGCGCCCUUCUUUACCACGUGGCUCUGCACGGCGUUCAACGUUUUCUUUUUGCCCGUCUUUUUGAUCGGGCGCCAAUGCUGGUCAAGAGGAACCACUUGCCGAGUUAUCAUUGACACGUUACAGCGGUUCCAAGAGAAGCAAUUAUCUUUUUCGCAGUUCUUCGCGCGAUGCGGCCUCUUCACAGUUAUGUGGAUUGUCACGAAUUUUCUACUCGUGUUUGCCCUGCGACUUCUUGAUACAACGGACGUGCUCGCCCUCUACUCGGCACAUGUUGCUUUCGUGUACCUUCUCUCCUGGGUCAUUUUGCAUGAACAGUUCGUCGGUGUAAGAAUCGUGGCAAUCAUCCUUGUGAAUACGGGCGUGGCACUGCUUGCCUACAUGGACGGCGUGACGGGUACUACGACGCUCGUUGGCGUUGUGUUGUCUGCGACCGCAGCGGGUCUAUCUGGCGUUUAUAAAGUUACUUUUAAAAAGCUCAUUGGUGAUGUGACGUUCGGCCAAUUGGCGAUGUUCUUCUCGCUUAUUGGUUUUCUCAACAUCGUCCUUCUUUGGCCGCUCGUUCUCUGCUCCUACCUUCUUAAUCUGGAAAACCUCGUCUGGGAACAUAUGCCCUGGGGGCUACUCUUCGGAGCCGGGGCACUUUCUCUCAUAGUAGAUGGAGGUCAUCGGAGGUGUAGACGGAAAGGACCUCUCCCGUUUCGGAACAACAUCGCGUCAGAGCUCACGUUAUAGCUGUUAUUUUUUUGCAUCACAAGGCCGACGCCACUGCGUGCAUCAGUGGCUUCCUUGCACUCUUUUACCUUAAGGAAUAACGUAUCGACGGUAUUUGCAGACACUGUGCCGCAACUUGUUGAAGGUCAUACAGCUCUGUAACAUCGGCUACUUUCACCUCCUGUCGAGUGGCAUUUAUAAAUUGCAUCGUAUAUUUCGAGGACAAUGACAGUUAUGCAGCUUUUGGCGAUUCCAGAUUCGAAUGUACCCGAACACUCGAUCUGGCGGUAAGAAGGAGCGCCCAAACAUCAGAAAAGCCAACUGCUCCUUUUGUACCCAUCAGUAUCACUUUCUGUCGAAAUAGAGCCAUGUUGAGCUUAUAUUUCGAUGGAAUAUCCAUUACAUACAACGUUAACGCCCUUAUAGUCUAUAGCACAAAGACGGUAGAGCACAGCUGACUCAACAGCGUUAGCAGGUUUGAAUUGUUUCGAAAUGUACACUAGACAAAGGAAUACGUUGCUUUUAGUCAAAUGCACUUUUAGAUUUCGUUGUAACAGUCCACCUGUUAGCUGUUGUAGGCAGCCUGAUUCGGUAGUUGAUGAUACACUCUUGCUUCUCUGGAUUUUACCGUAAAAAUGGCCUCGUUGUUAAUCAGCUUACGCUUCCUUAAAACGUUUAUGGUCACCACAGUAUGCUACAAGGUAUAUGGUGUAUUAGAUUAGCCUGGUAAUAUGAUAUAUACUUUGCUAUACCGUCGUAUCGAUUUUUUGUGGAUCUUAUUUGCCACCAAGGAUUUGACAGAAAUCUUGCGGUAUAAUAAAGGAGGAGAAAUUUAACGUCAGCUAGCUUGUCAAAUAUGAGAUGACUUUCCCCGCGACUGGUGUCAAGCGAUAGUUUUAACUAAAUGCCUAAAAUGAGUCGGAUUUAUUUUUUAUAGAAACGCUUUGUGUAGUGUUGAGGGGUAGCACCAACAUCACCUCAAUUUUGACAGGAAUGUCAGUUAACAGCUUUGCAGAGGCCGGUUUUCAACGAAGAAUUUCAGUGUGUAGGCGAAGGUCGCGGGUAAUGGGUCGACCAGAUGAUAUUAAAAGCAUGAUCGUUCGUACAAAGACGUUCUGAGUGUAGUUCGACCUGCGUGCAUGAGAAGCGACUUCAUGGGACGGCUUAAGGGUAGAAAGGAACUAUACGACAGGUUCCUUCCAAAACAAGUUAGGUUGCGUAAGCUGUUUUUCUGCCACUAUAGGACGAACAAGGAAAGGUUCUGACGAUUUAUAUAUGUGCGAUACGAAAACCGCUGGAUAAACUGGAAACUGAGCACAAGGUUUGUAGUGUUCCUGACUAACACCCGAGGAAAGGCAAAGUUGACUAUUUUCGCUAAUUCCGAUAUAGUAGUUGGAGUACAUUCGAAGGUUGAGCUAGUCUGGGUGACCCGAGCGUUGUUGUGAGAGAAAACCACCAUGCGUUUCCGCGAACGCACGCACCAAAAGGGAACUCCGUUUUACAGACUCGUUAAGCUAUACCCCCGGUGACAGUGCAUCAACUAGCCGGUUCUUGUUAUGCAGCGGUAAUGCAGGUUUACCCUCACCGAUGGCGCACCAUGUUGGACCAGUAGAAGGAAAUCAUGACCAGAUCUACUAAAAUAAGCCAAGGCCUUGGUAUUUCUAACUUGUCAUCUGGGUCACCCGACCUAAACAAGACCAAACGCCCGCUGAUGGCGAACCAUUUUCUGGGCGAAAAGAUGAGUUUGCGGGAGAAAAGUACGAGAGUGUGUCCCUUUCUACUUCAUUUAGCAAAGAUUUGCGAAUUCGCUACUGAAGGACGAUUAUCAUUGAGCCUAUUAUAGGGGGUGAACGGCUGUAUCGACGGGCUGUGCUUCAGGACGACCGAAGACCUGGUUGUGUGGAAAUAUAUACCUGGACUUGUGCAAAAUAGCCCCUGUGGUGUCGAGGACCCAAAAGUUAGCGCAACCCCUUUAUUGAUUUGUGAAAUAACAUAACCCCACCCUAUAUCCUCUCCGAAAAUAGAACAAAAUCUAAACAGCGCAACGUAUAAAAAUAUCCCAUCGAAUAAGCGUGGCAGCGUCGCAACGCUGUAAACAUUAGGACAUGAACCUACGAAUAAAUAUAUAUAUACAUAUAUAUUUGUGAGCUGGCUUGGCUUUGUAGUUGGCCCGCAGAAACACGCGGUUCAUAGCCGCUCAGUCGGUGUCUAUGUAGCCGUAGAUUUGUGUUACGCGUAUAUAUAUAUAUAUAUAUAUAUAUCGAUAUAUGUAUGUAUAUAUCUUGAGGGUUGGAGAGUGCCUGAGACAAUCGAAAUAAAAUAGCUCCUCUCAGACAAUAUGUCUAUAUCGUUUUGAAUUGACUGUUGCCGGUUUUCGAAAAAUUGGUAUUCAUACCUUGCUUUGGAACCCCCUUGUAAAUUACAGUCUAAUUCCUAAAUGACGCUUAUUAUUUACAUUAGAUCAUAGUGAAUAGCAUGAACCCGGCAUGUAUCGUCAAUGCUUCGGUAUGUUUUACAGGUCACGCUCAUCUCAGAUAGCAUUACGGUAAUACGGUAUCUACUAAGCAUAGCGUUUUACGAUAGCAGCAUACAUAAAUAAUAUUACGUAAUUUGCAUAAAUAUAAAAUA
Molecule: messenger RNA, 6881 nt
Organism: Varroa destructor (honeybee mite)
Lineage: Eukaryota; Metazoa; Arthropoda; Arachnida; Mesostigmata; Varroidae
Product: solute carrier family 35 member F3-like
Source: RefSeq, a predicted model, not a curated record